CUCGCGUAUAGAUUAUUGAGAUAUAUUCGAUAGUUGCAAAAAAGAAAAUAAAAAAAUAUGCCAAGUGAUAAUGAAGAAUUGAGUCAGCUGGCGAAAAUUCAAGCGGACCGCCGGGAAACCUUAAGGAGGUAUUUUUUGAGGGAAAAAUCGAAUCCCUUCACGCACAUGAAGGGCGAUGGCGGUACAUUGUUCGAUCCCGCCGUAAUGAGAUUUGAAGCCAUGAAAAAUUACCAAAGGGAAUACUUCAAACCCUCUCCGAGAACAGUAACAGGCGGGCUCGGUUUUUUGUCAGUUUUGGUAGCCACUUGGUUUCUGGUAUACAAAACUAAAAACGACAAAGAGGCGAAAUACCGACGAGGAGAGGUCGCGUACGAAUGCAGAAAAGUUAAAAUGUCUUAAGAAUUUUAAUUUGUAG
This is a messenger RNA of Phyllotreta striolata, 415 nucleotides long. NCBI's taxonomy places the organism in Eukaryota, Metazoa, Arthropoda, Insecta, Coleoptera, Chrysomelidae. The record is from the annotation of a GenBank genome assembly.